Molecule: messenger RNA, 2819 nt
Organism: Callorhinus ursinus (northern fur seal)
Lineage: Eukaryota; Metazoa; Chordata; Mammalia; Carnivora; Otariidae
Product: solute carrier family 22 member 1
Biological process (GO): transmembrane transport
Cellular component (GO): membrane
Molecular function (GO): transmembrane transporter activity
Source: RefSeq, a predicted model, not a curated record
ACAGCAGCGUGCUCUCAAACAAGCAUUGCAGAGAAGUGCACGUGGAACAUUGACCCUGGCCCCGGAAGCCAGGGCAGUUCGGCCAAAGCGAUGAAGGAGGUGCUGGCCCCAUUAUGCCCACCGUGGAUGAUAUUCUGGAGGAGGUCAGCGAGUUUGGCCGGUUCCAGAAGCAAGCCUUCCUGACCCUGUGCCUGCUCUCAGCUGCCUUUGCCCCCAUCUACGUGGGCAUCGUCUUCCUGGCCUUCACCCCGGACCACCGCUGCCUGAGCCCCGGGGUGGCCGAGCUGAGCCGGCGAUGCGGCUGGAGCCUGGCGGAGGAGCUGAACUACACGGUGCCCGGCCCGGGGGCCAUGGGCGAGGCCUUCCCCCGCCAGUGCCGCGGCUAUGAGGUGGACUGGAACCGGAGCGCCCUCAGCUGCGUGGACCCUCUGGCCGGCCUGGCCACCAACAGGAGCCACCUGCCGCUGGGGCCCUGUCGCCACGGCUGGGUGUACGACACGCACGGCUCGUCCAUUGUGACCGAGUUUAACCUGGUGUGUGACGACUCUUGGAAGGUGGACCUCUUUCAGUCCUGCGUGAACCUGGGCUUCUUCCUGGGCUCUCUGGGUGUCGGCUACAUUGCAGACAGGUUUGGCCGAAAAUUAUGUCUCUUGGCCACCAGCCUCAUCAGUGCCGUCUUGGGCGUCCUCAUGGCUGCGGCGCAAGACUACCCAUCUCUGCUGCUCUUCCGCCUGCUGCAGGGGCUGGUCAGCAAGGGCAGCUGGACGUCUGGCUAUGUCCUGAUCACAGAGUUCGUGGGCUUGGGCUACAGGCGAACAGUGGCGAUCCUCUACCAGAUGGCCUUCACGGUGGGGCUCCUGCUACUCUCAGGGGUGGCCUACGCCAUCCCUCACUGGCGGUGGCUCCAGCUGGCCAUCUCUCUGCCCGCCUUCCUCUCCCUGCUCUGCUACUGGUGUGUGCCCGAGUCUCCCCGAUGGCUGCUAUCACAGAAGAGAAACACUCAAGUGAUAAAGAUAAUGGACCAUAUCGCCCAAAAGAAUGGGAAAUCGCCUCUCGCUGAUCUAAAGAUGCUCUCUCUCCAAGAGGAUGUCACUGAAAAGCUGAGCCCCUCCUUUGCAGACCUGUUCCGCACGCCACACCUGAGGAAGUACACCUUUAUUCUGAUGUACCUGUGGUUCACCAGCUCCGUGCUCUACCAGGGCCUCAUCAUGCACGUGGGCGCCACGGGGGGGAACCUCUACCUGGAUUUCUUUUACUCUGCUCUGGUUGAAUUCCCGGCGGCCUUCAUCAUCCUCGCCACCACUGACCGCUGUGGCCUCAUCCGCCCCUUGGCCGCGUCCAAUCUGGUGGCAGGCGCAGCCUGCUUCGUCAUGGUCUUUCUCUCACAUGAUCUACACUGGCUAAACAUCACAGCGGCUUGUGUUGGCCGAAUGGGAAUCACCAUUGUGUUCCAGAUGGUGUGCCUGGUGAACGCCGAGCUGUAUCCCACGUUCAUCAGGAACCUUGGAGUGAUGGUGUGUUCCUCUCUGUGUGAUCUGGGUGGAAUCAUCACCCCCUUCCUGGUCUUCAGGCUGAUGGAGGUUUGGCAAGGCUUGCCACUCAUUUUGUUCGCGGUGCUGGGCCUGGCUGCCGGGGCAAUGACGCUGCUCCUCCCCGAGACCGAACGGGUCACCUUGCCAGAGACCAUCGAGGAUGUGGAAAACCUCGGGAGGAUAGCAAAGCCCAAAGAAAACAUGAUUUACCUUCAGAUCCAAACAUCAGAACGCACUGGCACCUGAGAGAGACGCUUCGCUGGGACUGAGUGGCAGAGAGGAAGAUGGGGUUAUCAUCUGAAGAAAAGCUUAGAAACCCGGAUUUCUCUGUGCUCUUCCUCAGACUUGCCUGCCCCUGAACCAGUAGCCUGAAGAACACUAAAUGCGCUUUGUUUUAUUUUCUUUCUCUGAAAUCUCCUAAAGCCCUGGCUAUCUUUUAUCUGCUUACCUUUCCUAGUGAGAGCUGUUGGUAGUUACCAGUUACUUAAUUACCUAAAGUAUUUGGAAGAUCCAAUAGAAUUUAAGUAUUGCUAUAAAAGAGGCCUCUGUCACCGGUUUCCUAGAGGAGGUGCUGUUUUAUUCACAUUCUGAAAGAAAAUGUCUUUGUGUCUGCAGUAUAAUUUCUUGGCAAAAGUAUUUUAACAUGUAGCCUUCUCGAAGGGCACUUGGUUUUCAAACAUGGCGGCACUUCCCGCAAACCAUACCUGAAUCACGUUGAAAGUGUCAUCCUCCUCUGAAGGCCAGAAUUACUGUAACCUUUUUAGGAAGCGGUUUCUGUCACCUAUGCUCCAGGAAUAUUAUAUUCGAUUUCACUCUUGGUUUUCGUUCUUGUUGGUGAUUCUAGAAGGUAAACUCCUACGCUAACUGCAAAAUACUGUAGUAAAUAUAUCAAAAAGAGUUUAGUUUACUGUGAGAAAUGUAGUAACUGGUUCAAGUUCUGGUUGAAGAAGCGAUUUCAUUCCUAGAGUACACCAAAACCUUUAUUUUAAAAUUUCUUUACCUGUGAAAUAAUCCGAAGACCACAUAAUAGCCAGGCUUCAGAGUGCAUUGGGAAACCAAGUUUCUAAUGUGAAUGGGAGGCAGCUGAAAGCCAGGUGCUUGUGUUACAAACACUUCUGGCCUGGUGGGCUAAGCUCAGGGACAGUCUCAGGGACAUGAGACCGUGGCAUUCAGGCCUGAGCAGCAUUUGGUCUUCCUUUGAGAAUGGACAUUGGUUACUUGGAAACCUGAAGCUUUGUCCUUGACAACAAAACAAAACAAAACAAAACAAAACAAAACAAAACAAAA